Molecule: messenger RNA, 2017 nt
Organism: Phaedon cochleariae (mustard beetle)
Lineage: Eukaryota; Metazoa; Arthropoda; Insecta; Coleoptera; Chrysomelidae
Source: the annotation of a GenBank genome assembly
UUUGGCGUAAUUAUUGAGAAGGUAGUCAGUUGGUUGAAGAUGUUGAGGUAUUUUUUUGUUAUAGUGCUCGUAAUAAAUAAGUGUAAUGGAGAAGUAUCAGAUAAAGAGUAUGCCCGAAUGCCACCAGUUUUUUACCAAGAUAAUUUUGACAGAUGUAUGUUGUUACAAGAAGAGGCUCUGUACUGUUCUUUUCUUUACCAAUUGGAACCAUUAGAUAUUUCGAAUGUGACAGAUCUUUGGAAAAUAAUAAAGGAAGUAUCAUCAGACAACUUCAAUUACCGACAUGACCACCUGCGACACUGGAUUUGUAUUCCAUUCACCUGUCCAAAUAUCGAUUACUUGUCUGAAAAUAACAGCGACCUGGAAAAAGGAGUACAAGAAUGUUACGAUGAAAAAUUCCAUAGUUUAGGACUGAAAGGAAAAAUUCAGGAUUUGAAAUGUGAAACAACUGAAUCCAAAUAUCCCGUUGAUUGGCUUGACAUAUUAGUCUGCAUUAUUCUGGUACUGUAUAUCUGUCUCAUAAUUUAUUCCACAUUCUUCGAGUAUACUGCCAGUUACAUGACAGUAGAAAAGUACGAGCAACUCACAAAAACAAAGUGGGGCAGGAUAUUUUCAGCGUUUUCCAUACCAAGAAACUGGCGAAGACUGAUUACAGUUAAAAACACUCCCGAAGUGGAAACAUUCAAACCCAUACAAGGCGUUCGAUUUUAUAAUACCAUUUUGGUUAUCCUGAGCCAUACAGCAAUGAGUUUCGUUUUGGGACCAGUGUUGAACACGCAAUACACAGAAACCAUGAACCAGAAAGUGGCAAACCUAUUUUUGUCCAGUGGGCCUCUCUGUGUAUCGACUUUCUUCCUCAUAUCAUCAUUUCUUCUUGUCUACGGCAUAUUUUCCAAAUAUGAGAAAAGCGAAUUGAAAUUCGAGCAUAUGCUGGUUAUGUUCCUCAACAGGUUGAUAAGGUUGCUCCCAGCUUUGACCGUGAUAAUAAUAUUUCAAGCCACCUGGUGGCGACAUUUAGGGAAUGGCCCUAACUGGUGGAAUAUCGUAGGAAAAGAAUAUUUGAAUUGCAGAAAAAAUUGGUGGACCAACUUGAUCUUUUUAAAUACAGUUAUCGAUAGAACAAAUAUGUGUCUUGUUCCUACUUGGUACUUAGCCCUAGAUAUCCAAUAUUUUGGGCUUCUUCUCUUGACAAUAUGGGUUUUGAAGAAAUACGAAAAAUUCGUGUGGUGGAUUCUGGGUACUCUGCUUGGUCUGAAUAUGGUGGCCACUUUCAUUACAAACUACGUCAAUAAUAAUGAAGCAUUAAUGAUUCCUAGGCCAGAGAGCACCUACGAAAUGAAGAUUAUCCUAGACAACCCCCAAUGGCACACUCAACUGACUAGUUUCAUUGGCAACACUGCAGGAGGAAUUAUUGGACUGGGAUUCGGUUACUUCUAUUAUAAAACUAAAGGAAAGACCAUUUUCAAAAAUACUUUGUGGACCAACAUAGUUAUCCUCUUCCUCUCGUACGUGCCAGCUUUAUCGGUUAUUCUUCUACCUGGGGCGUACGUUUUGAUGGCUCAAGGUCACCAUGACGUUUUUUGGGCUUCAAUCCACGUGGCCAUCGGCAGGCCCAUCUUCGCAUUCUGCAUUGCAUUGGCAAUCUUGGGUGCCAUGAAUGGAAUCGGAUGGCUGUCAAGAUCUGUCAUGAUGUGGUCACCUGCCUACUUACUAGGCAGACUUGCAUACUGUGCCUAUUUGCUUCAUGCUACACUUAUUUUAAGUAGGCCUGCCACAAGUCGACAACCAGUUUAUAUAAGUGAUUACUCCAUAAUAUACCAUUUGUUUGGUGAUUUUGGAAUGUCCUAUGCUCUUUCUCUCGUUAUGGUUCUACUAUUCGAAAUGCCCAUUUCAGAUUUGCAGAAGCUUUUAAUGUCUGUAGACAAAGAUAGUGAAAAUCAUAGGAAGGAAAAAUAAUGCAAGUUUUGAGACAUUUUUUGAAAUAAAAUAUUUUCAAAAAUAGUUGGAGUAUUCAUUC